GGAAAAGUAGUAUGAGGCCUGAGAACCAGAGCAGUGUGUCUGAUUUCCUCCUCCUGGGGCUCUCCAUUCCACCAGAGCAGCAUGUCAUAUUCUUCGCGCUGUUCCUGAUGAUGUACUUGACAAUGAUGCUGGGGAAUCUGCUCAUCAUCCUGCUUAUCAGGCUGGACUCUUCCCUCCAUACUCCCAUGUACUUCUUCCUUAGUCACUUGGCCUUCUCUGACAUUUCCCUUUCAUCUGUCACAAUUCCAAAGAUGCUCGUGAACAUGCAGACUCAGGAAAAAUCUAUCCCCUUUGUGCAGUGCAUCUCUCAAAUGUGUUUCUUCUUUGUUUUUGGUUGUCUAGACAAUUUCCUUCUUGCAGUAAUGGCAUAUGACAGAUAUGUGGCUAUCUGUCAGCCACUGCACUACACAACUCUUAUGAGACAGGAGCUAUGUGUCUCAUUAGUAGCUGGGUCCUGGUUCUUCAGUUGUGCACAUGCUCUGUUGCACACAUUCCUCUUGGUCCAACUGUCCUUCUGUGCUAACAAUGCCAUCCCCCACUUUUACUGUGACCUCACUGUGCUCCUGAAGAUGAGCUGCUCAGACAUCUCCAUCAAUGAGCUUGUCAUCUUCACUGAGGGAGGAAUGCUAUUCUUCUUGCCAUUGGGCAGCAUCUUGGUGUCAUAUAUCUGGAUUUUGGCCACCAUCCUGAGGGUCCCCUCCAAGAAGAGACUCUUUAAAGUAUUUUCUACCUGUGGUUCCCAUCUCUUUGUGGUGUUUUUAUACUAUGGAACAGUUGCAGGUGUUUACUUUUUCUCUUCAUCAGGGGGCCCCAAUGGCAAAGAUAUAAUUGCUUCAGUCAUGUAUACAGCUGUUACCCCCAUGCUGAACCCCUUCAUAUAUAGUCUGAGGAACAGAGAUAUAAAACGGGCCCUAAAAAUAUUUAUCAAUAGGCUAGCUUCUUGA
Messenger RNA from Equus caballus (horse), 944 nucleotides. The record is from RefSeq and is a predicted model, not a curated record. NCBI's taxonomy places the organism in Eukaryota, Metazoa, Chordata, Mammalia, Perissodactyla, Equidae.